Messenger RNA from Pseudoliparis swirei, 1559 nucleotides. RefSeq lists its product as uncharacterized. The record is from RefSeq and is a predicted model, not a curated record. Bases 147 to 1031 code for a protein of 294 amino acids. Lineage: Eukaryota; Metazoa; Chordata; Actinopteri; Perciformes; Liparidae. The transcript has 3 exons.
UGGACCACAUCCUCCUGCCAGAUGAAAAAGACUCAAAUUGUUUGUGUCCAGGGCAGGAGACCUGCAGUAAGUACAACAGACUCCAGAGGACCAGCUGACUUCUUCCUGCCGCUCUUUCAUUGACUGUCAGCAGAAACUUACCCAUCAUGGCCACCUACAUCUCACAACUUGAUGUGUCCCUGAAUAAAACACAUGAGCAACAUCUCCUCGCCAGGGGCUUCAUGAAACUCCCAAAUGACCUGAACAAAGGAGCAUGUGGCAAUCAGAUCUAUCUUUGGUACAAAAAGGGGCAAAGAGGGGGAGCAAUCACCAGGCUGCAAGUUUCCCACAACCCUGACAUGGCAACUGGAUUGACCAGAGCAGGGUACACACAGAUCGCUAAAGAUCUCAAUGCUGGUGCAGGAGGUGAUUGCAUCUUCCUUUGGUACCUCCGGGGCUCCGGAGAGUACGAUACUCCCAUAGUGGACAUUGAUGUCACUACAGAGGCAAAAAAUGAAGCUGUAAAGUUUAGCUUUGGCUGGCAGAGACUGUCCUGUGAUCUGAACCGCAAUGCCGGAGGGGCCUGGGUCCAUUUCUGGGUGAAGAGAGCAGAACAAACCUACAUCUGCGACAUCACUGCCACCGAUUCCUACGGAUCAGACACCGACCUGUUUCAGGGCGGUUACAUCCGUGUGGAUGAAAAUACUAACAGGAGAACAGGAGGAUCCGAAGACUUCAUCUGGUACCGUCAGACCACCGACCCCAAGCGUGCACUCACUGAUCUGCAGGUCUCCACCAGUGAAGCUGAGGUGUUUGCCUUCCAGCAGCAAGGUUACACAUGUGUGAGUGUCAACCUCUCCGGUGAAGGCAGUGGUCGACUGGUGUACGUGUGGUACAAGAAGGGGGGACCCAGCAAUCCCAUUAAGGCCAUCGCCAUCCUUGUCAACUCAGCUUUGAUCUCAGCUUACACCAAGGCUGGUCUCACUGUUAUCGAUAAAGAUAUCGAUGCAGGCAGUCAAUGCUUCUCUGACUACCUGUGUGUGUAUCAGUGAAAGCAACACACCUUCCUCAUGGCAGCAGAGUGGAGAAUUUCCAACACUCACUGAGUGUAAAGCAAAAUCCAACCAUGCGGUUCAAUCUGUUAGGUGAUGGCCUCUUUAACCUUUUCUUUCUUUUUCUGUAUACAAAUUAUGAUUCAUCAAAUUAAAGUCACAUAUAGUAUCACAAAGUAUCAUACGGCUUAUGGGUUUUAAAAGUAAAGUUUUCCGUGAGAUGAGAAGAAGUCAUAUUUUAUAAAGGCACAGUCCAAUAAUGUUGUCAAAUCAUGUUUGUGAUGGUCUCCUUCACUUUUUCUCUUUCACGAUGAAACAAUGUGAUUCACAUAUUACAGUUAUACUAGUGGUAAUAUCAGAAAGUAUCAAUAUAUGAUUUAUUCUGUUUAACCUGAUGACAAUCAAACUAUUUAAAUUUUAUUUCGUUCAACGAUGUAAAUGAAGAUUAAUAAUCUGUAUCACUUUAUUCUGACCAUUUCCUGCUUUUCAAUAAAGACAUCUCUGCAUAUGAAGUGUGUUUGCUUCAGA